CCACUCCACUACUGUGUCUCAGAAGCUCAUCACGCGUCAGGUACCAAGGCAAGAACACACUAACAUGGAUGCCCAGAACAAGGAGGUCGAUGCCCUGGUCCAGAAGAUCACCGGCCUCCACGCCGCCAUCGCCAAGCUGCCCUCGCUCAGCCCGUCCCCCGACGUCGACGCGCUCUUCACCGACCUGGUCACCGCGUGCGUCCCCCCGAGCCCCGUGGACGUGACCAAGCUCGGCCCGGAGGCACAGGCGAUGCGGGAGGGCCUCAUCCGCCUCUGCUCCGAGGCCGAGGGGAAGCUGGAGGCGCACUACUCCGACAUGCUCGCCGCCUUCGACAACCCGCUCGACCACCUCGGCGUCUUCCCCUACUACAGCAACUACAUCAACCUCAGCAAGCUGGAGUACGAGCUCCUGGCGCGCUACGUCCCCGGCGGCAUCGCCCCGGCCCGUGUCGCCUUCAUCGGCUCCGGCCCGCUGCCGUUCAGCUCGUACGUCCUCGCCGCACGCCACCUGCCCGACGCGGUGUUCGACAACUACGACCUGUGUGGCGCGGCCAACGACCGUGCGAGCAAGCUGUUCCGCGCCGACAAGGACGUGGGCGCACGCAUGUCAUUCCACACCGCCGACGUAGCGGACCUCACCGACGAGCUCGCCACGUACGACGUCGUCUUCCUGGCCGCGCUCGUGGGCAUGGCUGCCGAGGACAAGGCCAAGGUGAUCGCACACCUUGGCGCGCACAUGGCGGACGGGGCGGCCCUCGUCGUGCGGAGCGCGCACGGGGCGCGUGGGUUCCUGUACCCGAUCGUCGAUCCCCAGGACAUCGGCCGAGGCGGGUUCGAGGUGCUCGCCGUGUGUCACCCCGACGACGACGUGGUGAACUCUGUCAUCAUCGCGCAGAAGUCCAGCGACAUGCAUGCGAAUGGAUUUCGCAACGGGCGUGGUGGACAGUGCGCGCGGGGCACGGUGCCGGUGGUCAGCCCACCCUGCAGGUUCGGCGAGAUGGUGGCGGACGUGAGCCAGAAGAGAGAGGAGUUUGCCAACGCGGAAGUGGCCUUCUAAUCGCUGCGACUGCGAGGUCAUCAUCCAUACGCCGCUGCUAAAUCGCUUGCAAUCGUACAGUACGUGGUAAUUUUCCUACUACUACUGCCUAUAGGUAUGCAUUUCAAGUCAUGUAUUGUUUGUACCCAAUAAUUAAUCUAAGUGUUGUGUUUACAUGCGCAUUUCUUGUACACUCGGUCUAUGAAAGGCAGGGCAGAUCAGGAUAGUGUGCAAACGAACAACCGUAUGUGUUAUUAUAGGCGUGUAUUUGGAAUAAGAUGAUUUUCCUUCACAAAAUAGUACGAUG
This is a messenger RNA of Triticum aestivum (bread wheat), 1343 nucleotides long. RefSeq names its product probable nicotianamine synthase 4. NCBI's taxonomy places the organism in Eukaryota, Viridiplantae, Streptophyta, Magnoliopsida, Poales, Poaceae. Bases 65 to 1057 code for a protein of 330 amino acids. The record is from RefSeq and is a predicted model, not a curated record. Gene Ontology annotation, molecular function: nicotianamine synthase activity. Gene Ontology annotation, biological process: nicotianamine biosynthetic process. The transcript has a single exon.